Penicillium soppii is the source of this 3900-nucleotide messenger RNA. Its product is annotated as inositol polyphosphate kinase VIP1. Gene Ontology annotation, molecular function: inositol hexakisphosphate kinase activity; diphosphoinositol pentakisphosphate kinase activity; 5-diphosphoinositol pentakisphosphate 1-kinase activity. NCBI's taxonomy places the organism in Eukaryota, Fungi, Ascomycota, Eurotiomycetes, Eurotiales, Aspergillaceae. Gene Ontology annotation, cellular component: cytosol. The transcript is spliced from 3 exons. Bases 1 to 3900 code for a protein of 1299 amino acids. Gene Ontology annotation, biological process: inositol phosphate biosynthetic process; inositol metabolic process. The record is from RefSeq and is a predicted model, not a curated record.
AUGGAAAGGACCGAGCACAGCAACGGCUCUUCUGCCGGGCUGGACUCCUCGCAACCUCCCACAGAGCCCAGUUCAACAGCAGGUCCCCCAUCGUCCGACCUGGACUCCGAUUACAAUGAUCAAACACCUACAGGCCUCGUUCCCGAACCUACCACUCUGGUCUCGGUCAAGUCCACCCAACAUACAAAAUCGUCACAAAGCCAAUCCGCAAAAGUUGAAUCGGGAUCCGAUCCUCGCUCUACCAGCAUACUUGGACAGUCUGCGCGGUCCUCUAGCCGUGCACCUAGAAGGUUUAGUGGAAGCACAGCUCCUAGCACGGCUGGCAGCUCCAUCAGUGAAGUUGAAUCCAGCUCUCUCAAACCAUGGAGAAUUGGUGUCUGUGCCUUGGAUGUGAAAGCCCGCAGCAAACCUAGCCAGAACAUCUUGACUCGUCUCCAAUCGAGAGGCGAUUUCGAAGUAAUAGUGUUUGGAGACAAGGUGAUUCUCGAUGAAGCAGUGGAAAAUUGGCCAGUGUGUGACUUCUUAUUGGCUUUCUUUUCGGACGGAUUCCCUUUGGACAAAGCCAUUGCGUACGCUAAACUCCGAAAACCCCUUUGUGUCAAUGACCUGCCGAUGCAAAAGGUUUUGUGGGAUAGGCGACUUUGCCUGAUGAUUUUGGAUCAUAUGGGUGUUCCUACUCCCAAGCGACUGGAGGUCAAUCGUGAUGGCGGUCCGAUGCUAGAAUCACCCGAACUGGGCCAACACAUCUACCAAUUGACUGGCGUGAAGCUCCCAGGCCCUGAAAAUGGAAUCGGUGGCGGUGUCCCUCGAACCCAGCAUGUUUCAAUGUCCGAAGACGGUGAGGCUUUAAUCGUUGACGGGAAAGUUUUCAAAAAGCCCUUUGUCGAAAAACCUGUCAAUGGUGAGGAUCACAACAUUCACAUCUACUUCCCGAAUGAUCAGCAGUACGGCGGCGGCGGAAGGCGACUGUUUCGAAAGGUGGGCAAUAAAAGCUCUGAAUAUGAUCCCACCCUCUCUGUUCCAAGGUCUGUUACGGAAAAGGAUGCAAGUUAUUUGUAUGAACAAUUCCUCAGGGUCGACAAUGCCGAAGACGUGAAAGCAUAUACAGUUGGGCCAGACUUUUGCCACGCUGAGACACGCAAAUCUCCCGUGGUUGACGGUCUUGUCCGUCGCAAUACCCAUGGAAAAGAAAUACGAUAUAUCACAAAACUUGGCAAAGAAGAGGCAGUAAUCGCUUCAAAGAUCUCUAACGGAUUUGGUCAGAGAAUCUGUGGAUUUGACAUGCUCCGUGUUGGAGAUAAGAGCUAUGUUAUUGAUGUUAAUGGCUGGAGUUUUGUCAAGGACAACAACGACUACUACGACAAAUGCGCCAACAUUCUUCGGGAUAUUUUCUUGAAUGAGCGACGCAAAUGCGAAGGAGUGACCGAAUCAUCCGAGCCACCAUCUCCAGACAUGGGUUCAUCCAGAAGAAGCACAGUAGGAUCUCAUCGUCAGGCUUUGAAGACACUCUUAAAGUCCCCUAGCACUUCCAGACUCUACGGCAAUCAAUGCUCCCACAAAGUUUCGGAAAACCCUCCCUCCGAUGUCUCCACUUGUCCUCCAUCAAUAGCCUCCUCAUCUGUGGUAGAGGGUGCUGAUUUUGGCGCUGCUCUCAGCAAAUUGAACUCCAGGGAUGGCCACACCUCUCGGGGUUACAGCCCCUCAAAUUCGAGAUCUCCAGCUCUUUCGAUACAGCCUGCCAACGAGGAAGCGCUUCCGCCCCUCCCAGCUUCCAAGCACUCCUGGAAGCUGAAAGGCAUGGUCGCAGUGAUUCGGCACGCUGAUCGAACCCCAAAACAAAAAUUUAAGUUCACGUUCCACAGUCAACCAUUUGUGAAUCUGUUGAAGGGCCACCAAGAGGAGAUAGUAAUAAAAGGAGCGGCUGCAUUGUCUAGUGUCUCCGAUGCUGUCAAGUUGGCCAUGGAGAAGGGCUUGGAAGAUAUGGAGAAGCUGAAGCUGCUCCGUACAUCCUUGGAGCAAAAGGGCGGUUGGCCCGGAACAAAAGUACAAAUCAAACCGAUGUUCCGGAAACGAAAGCCAGAAGAAAUGAAAGAGCAAGAAAGCUCUCCCGCUGUCUCUUCCCCGUUGCCCGAGGGAAAGCUCGGCGAGGAACCUAUUGCCCCUGUGCCAGGUGCGGCGGCGCAAGAUAGUGAGGAACUGCGCAGGUCACAAACUCGAAGUGAUUCUAUUUCAGGUGCCACCUUCUCUCGAUUCUCUGCUGCCGAGAAUGACUUGAUCCUGGAUAAACUCCAGCUUGUGAUCAAAUGGGGUGGCGAGCCCACUCAUGCUGCGCGUUACCAAUCGCAAGACCUUGGGUUGAACAUGCGGGAUGAUCUCAAGCUGAUGAACAAAGAAGCAUUGAACAAUGUUCGUAUGUUCACGAGCUCGGAACGUAGAGUGAGCACCAGUGCACAAAUCUGGGCUUGUUCCUUCUUGGACCAGAAGGAUAUCCCCGAAGACUUGAUACAAGUUCGGAAAGAUUUGCUCGACGAUUCGAAUGCCGCCAAGGAUGUCAUGGAUAAAGUCAAGAAGAAGCUUAAGUUGCUUUUGCGAGAAGGCUCUGCGCCGUCGCAAUUUGCCUGGCCCAAGGACAGCAAUGUCCCAGAGCCUUCAGUUGUUCUCGCUACGGUAGUCGAGCUAAUGAAGUUCCACCGGAGUGUGAUGCGGCACAACUUUGAGAAACUCAGCAGUUCACCGAACAUUUUCCCAACCACAUCUAACGACCCUGAGAAUCUAGCCCAGCCAAACUCCGAGGAUCCACAGUUGGAUGGUCCUGAUAUAUCCAGCAUUCAGGGCCGCUGGUGUGCGGGUGAAGAUCCUCGUCUUUUCAAAGAACGAUGGGAGAAGCUUUUUGCAGAGUUCUGUGACACCGAGAAGGUUGACCCUAGCAAGCUUUCCGAGCUAUAUGACAGCAUGAAGUUCGAUGCGCUUCACAACAGACAGUUUUUGGAGUGGGUCUUCAUGCCCCCCGACAUUGCUCGCGAUGAAGAAGAAAAGGAAAGCAUCAAGAGCAAGAGCACGGUAAAGUCUGAUGCAACUGUGGACGGGAAGCCUGUCCAGGAGGGUGGAAAUGACAAACCCGAAGAGCGCGCCGAAAACCAGACGUUUGCGCAUCGCUUUGGGUUGAAGAAACGCAUGCAUGCGCCUGAGUCGCUCCCGCACCUUCGGGCCCUGGAUGAUUCAUACGAUCAUUAUUUCAAACUUUUCCCUGGUUCCAAUUCCUCGAAGUGUAAGAUGGAUGAGCGGUUGUCGAAACUUCGGGAAUUGUACAAGUUGGCCAAGGUCCUCUUCGACUAUGUGACGCCCCAGGAAUACGGUAUCACCGACAGUGAGAAGUUGGAGAUUGGUCUGUUGACCUCUCUUCCCUUGCUCCAAGAGAUUGUUCGAGACCUAGAAGAGGUGCAGGCUUCGCAGGAUGCCAAGUCCUUCUUCUACUUCACCAAGGAAUCUCACAUCUACACCCUUUUGAACUGCAUUCUAGAAGGUGGAAUUCAAACAAAGAUUGCCAGAAGUGCAAUCCCAGAACUUGACUAUCUAUCUCAAAUUUGCUUUGAAUUAUAUGAGGCCCGUGACAGUGAAUCGGACUCAUACUCCUACUCCAUUCGGAUCUCAGUCAGCCCUGGAUGCCACGCUUUCGACCCUCUUGAUGUGCAACUUGAUUCUAGACACUCCAUCGGUUGCGCCCCUCGGCGCAGUUUGACGGCUCAUCAAGAUUGGAAGGAAGUCAUUGAGACACUGAAGGCGAAGUUUAACACGGUGGAACUUCCCAAAACCUUCAUUGCGGUGAAUUUGAGCGAUAAACAUAUAUCUCAUGAUGAGAAUUCACCGUCUCGUGGAAUCUCCUCGACUCAAACUGAGUAA